Molecule: messenger RNA, 3605 nt
Organism: Saimiri boliviensis boliviensis (Bolivian squirrel monkey)
Lineage: Eukaryota; Metazoa; Chordata; Mammalia; Primates; Cebidae
Gene: PNMA8A
Product: PNMA family member 8A
Source: RefSeq, a predicted model, not a curated record
CGCUGCGACGCCAACCUCGGCUUCGCGCAGCUGCCCGGAUCGAGGCGGGCAGCCGCGUGACCCGCCCGGGCCGGAGCGGGGGCGGACGGCGUCUUUCUGGUUCUUUCUGCCUCGAGCAGCUGCACCGAGGUAGACUGAGCCGGCGACUGGGGAACGGCCGCAUCCCAGCGGCCUCUCUUUGGCCUGGCUGGGCGGUCGGUGGCUGGGCUGCCAAGUAAAUCCCAGCCGCGCAGGGACGGAGGGCCUUUUGCGGCAGAUUCCGGGACACGUGAUUACGGUUUGGGGACCGCUGCAGCCCCACGUCCACCUGAUAGACUCUUUACCACGCGUAGUAGGGUCAGAGCCGCUAAAUGUCCAAGACCAUGGCGAUGAACCUUCUGGAGGAUUGGUGCAGGGGAAUGGAAGUGGAUAUCCACAGGUCCUUACUGGUCACAGGCAUCCCAGAGGACUGUGGCCAAGCAGAAAUUGAGGAGACCUUGAAUGCGGUCCUCUCCCCGCUGGGCCCGUACCGCGUGCUCAACAAGAUUUUUAUGAGGGAAGAGAAUGUUAAAGCUGCCCUCAUUGAGGUUGGUGAAAGUGUGAAUCUGAGCACCAUCCCCCGUGAAUUCCCAGGAAGGGGUGGUGUCUGGAGAGUGGUGUGUAGAGACCCCACCCAGGAUGCUGAGUUUUUAAAAAAUCUGAAUGAAUUUCUGGAUGCGGAGGGGCGCACCUGGGAGGAUGUGGUCCGCCUGCUCCAGCUCAACCACCCGACACUGUCCCAGAACCAGCAUCAGCCCCCAGAGAACUGGGCAGAAGCUUUGGGGGUGCUCCUGGGAGCAGUGGUGCAGAUCAUUUUCUACAUGGAUGCCGAGAUCCGAAGCCGGGAGGAAGCCAGGGCCCAGGAGGCCUCUGAGUUCGAGGAGAUGGCAGCCUGGGGUUUAGCAGGAGGGAGGAAGAUCAAGAAGGAACCGGGGCUUGCAGCAGAGGUGGGUUCUACCUUAAAGACGGAGAACCUCAACAACUGGAAUGCCACGGGAGACCAGCAUGACCCUCCCAAACCAUUGGUUCGCAAGGCUGGAGCCAAGACUCGCUCCAGGAGAAAGAAGCAGAAGAAGAACCCCAAGCAGGAAGCAGUGCCCUGGAAAAAACCCAAAGGCAAUGAUUCCAGCAGCUCGGCUGACUUGGAGGAUCCUGAGGCGGGUGAUACUGAAAGCAUAGCCAUCUCAGAGUCGAUCAAGGGCGGCAAGAAGCCCUGUAUGAAGCAAGAGGCGCUCUCUUUGAAGAAGCCUGGGGCGAAAUGUGCCUGGAAGGGUCCCAGAGACCCUCCUCAGGAUGUUCAGGCAGAAGCUGAGAGUCCAGAAGGCGCCUCUGAGUCAGACCAAGAUGGUGGCCACCAGAGUCCACCAAAGAAGAAGGCCAUGGCCUGGGUUUCCCCCAAGAACCCUGCCCCCAUGAGGAAGAAGAAGAAGGUGAGCUUGGGCCCUGUCUCUUACGUCCUGGUUGACUCAGAAGAUGCCAGGAAGAAGCCGGUGAUGCCAAAGAAAGGGCCGGGCUCAAGAAAGGAGGCAUCAGUUCAGAAGGCGCCUCGAGGCCAGCAGCCUGCUGAGCCAGCAGCCUCAACCUCUAAGGGUCCAAAGGCCAAGCCAGAAGGCUCUCCUCGGCGUGCCACCAAUGGUGAGAAUGACAACAGAAGUGACUGGGCUCCUGCCAGCAAGUGGGUGAGGCAGGAGGAGCAGGAGUGGCAGGCGGGGGCAGAGGCGCCUGAGCAGGUGGUGGGUCAAGCGGGUGAUGAGGAGGAUCCCAGUGCACUGCAGGAGGUGGAUGACACACCAGUUGAGGAGGAAUCCAGAAAUAAAUUGGGGGACCAUCCGUACCUGAGGAGUUGAAAGAACAAGGAAGAAGUUCCAAGUCAGCAAAAUUUCCUCUUGUCACUGAAUGAAAUAAGACUUUGGACUGUCUUAGGGACCCUGUUGAUAGCGAUCUGGCUCUGAGGUAAACGAUAGGUGAGAUCUUGGUGGGAGGGAGUUGGGGUACGGAGGUGGAUCUCUAUGCCCUUUUUCCUACCAGGCCUGCUGUUUUCACUGCCCCUCCACUCACCUUCGGAGGCAGGAGAGUUGGUAAGAGGAUUGGGAAAAUUCUAGAACAUUCAUUCCCCUUUAUGCAUGAGCAGGUCGCUGUUAUACUCAUCCACGUUCAGCCUUUCUCCCCCGCGCCUCGCUGCCUCCCCGGGAUGGUCAGCGACCUCUGCAGGCCCUGGCGUUUGGAAGAGCUGAGUGGCCCCGCCAUUUUCUCCCUUCCAGCCUUUCUUUCCUGUAACCAGUGGGGUAAGUUAGGCCAGGCCCUUCACUGCAAACCUGGCUUCAUUGCUCUUUCGGUCUCCAACCUCCGGCUACCUAGCCACGAGGUCCCCGGAGUGAGUUUUAGGGAAAAAGAAUGUCUGGUUAGAUCUCGAAGUCCUUGAGUUUUAGCGUCUGUUAGUAAAAAUGGCCCUUUGAUUCCCAUUUGGGAUGAGCCCUCUCAGGAAUCCUGUGGGGAAGGGGGUGAUUGUAGGGAAGGACUCAGGCAGUCCUAGGUCCCAAGCUCUGAUUUCAUCCAUCCAACAAACUGUCACCAUCUUUGCACCAAACUGUCACGAUCUUUGCAGCAGAAGGCCACUACUCCCAUUAUAGUAAAAGGGGAAAAAAAUCUUUUAAAAUCCAGUUGUUAAUGUCUGCCCUCUGAAUUUAGGCACACUAUGUUAGACCAGACCGCCGUGUGCCAUUGUGUGUGUGUGUGUGUUUGUGCGCGUGUGCAUAGGAGAGGGCAGGGUCCCUGAGACAGUGGUUUCCAAACUGUAUCCUAGAUGUCCACAAAGACGUAAUCUAAAUCUGUUUUUUUAUGUGUUUAAAAAACUGUGAAAAGUGACUACUCAGAUAUGUGGGAAACCUAACAAGUUCCAUUGAAGACUGUCAGACUGUUUAUCUUGUGUUUAUAGGUUAACCUGGUUUUGUACACGUCUUGAGUUAGCUGCUUCUGGCAUCUCUUUGCUUAAAAUUGAGCUGCUUGUAAAUGUGACUGGUGAGAGAGGUUCGAAGGGGAAGAAAUUCAGUCCUGUGCAUGGCCUGUUAUCUGACGCACUGAAAGCAAGUUUCCUUUUGUAACUGACACGCUCUCAUUCUGCUGUGACUUUAGUUGUAUGGUAGCAAGUAAAUGUAUUAACAUGGUGAACAGUAAUAAUAUUCUGUCAUAGAGUAUUAGCCCUUGUACAUUUUCAGGGUCUCUUUUUCCGACUUCAGUUUUUGUGCUGAUGUGAACAGUUGUUGUAUGUUCCCAGUGAUUCAGCUUUAAAACAAAUUUCUUGUGAUGAUUCAUUUCAAAAUCCUGAGUGAGUGUAACUGAAAAAUACAGGAGUAAAGAGAGUGGUUUCUAUUGACAGCUAUGCAGCUGUGUGCAUCAAGCUUCUGGGGUGUGUGCAAAACAAAACCCAGGGGUGAAUUGGAUUCUUGAAAUGACCAAAGCCUGCAACUGUCCAGCUUCUGAUUUCGAAACGGGUUCAUUAGGGCUUCAUUGUCUUAGCAGGUCGACACCAUGACUAGUAAGUGUAAACGCGGAUGUAUAAAAUAAAGCUUAGCAAAUUAAGUGUCCUG